Messenger RNA from Menidia menidia (Atlantic silverside), 2634 nucleotides. NCBI's taxonomy places the organism in Eukaryota, Metazoa, Chordata, Actinopteri, Atheriniformes, Atherinopsidae. The record is from the annotation of a GenBank genome assembly.
AAUGGUGAGCUGUUUCAAAGUGCAUUCAAACAUUUUAAACUACUGUUUUUAAUACCGUUUUGUAAAUAAUAUUUUGACCCUCAACCUAAAAUUUGGAUGAUAUUAAGUUCUAUUUACUACUUUUUGUCGGUGUGUUUAUGAAGAGUGGUCCGACCGCUGUCAGUCCUGAUAGUGGGAAGUUUGCUUGCUAAACCAGCUCAACAGCGGAUGGCAAUAAUUAAUCCCGAAAACCUCAACAUGGAAGAAUUGACAACUCCAGUUCGAGAAAAACAUAAAUUCAAUGUUGGCAGUCUUCAAAGAUACUUGUCUUUCGAGAUGCAGCUGUCUAACAAUGAAACAUUCACUGUCAGACAAUACAGCGCAGGACAGUCAAACCCAACUUUCCUAAUCCAGACACCCACGAAAGGCUUUGUCCUCAGGAAGCGACCGCCCGGCCAGCUUCUUCCCGGGGCUCACAAAGUGGACAGGGAGUACCGGGUGCAGAGGGCCCUGUUCUCGGCUGGUUUUCCUGUGCCUCAGCCCCUCUUACACUGCACUGAUGUUGAGGUUAUAGGCACAGAGUUCUAUGUAAUGGAACAUGUGAGGGGUCGUAUAUUCAGAGAUGUGCGUCUCCCCGGAGUGAGUCCAGCAGAGAGAGCUGCUCUGUAUGUAGCUGCAGUGGAAGUGCUGGCGAGGAUGCAUUCCCUGGACCUUGCGUCACUGGGCCUCGAAGGCUUUGGACGAGGACCGGGUUACUGCAGGAGACAAGUAUCCACCUGGACAAAGCAGUACUCUGCGACAGCCCACAGAGACAUCCCAGUGAUGAAUGAACUCUCUGACUGGUUGUUGAAAAAUCUGCCGGAGACAGACGAUGAGGUCACGCUCGUCCAUGGAGAUUUCCGACUGGAUAACUUGAUUUUCCACCCAACAGAGGCACGUGUGAUAGCGGUGUUGGACUGGGAGCUGUCUACCACAGGGAACCCAUUCAUAGACCUGGCCUACUUUCUGAUGCUUCACUACUGGCCUGCAGAAUUCAGCAUUGACAGCCAGUUGGGCAGUGUUAAAGGAGUAGAAGGUGUUCCAGCUGUUGAGGAUCUGGUCUCCAUUUACUGCAGGUGUCGAGGGAUCCCAUGCACUUUGCCAAAAUUAAAUUUUUAUCUGGCCCUUUCAGUCUUUAAAAUUGCAGCAAUUGCCCAGGGCAUCUAUGCUCGCCACCUCCUGGGUAAUGCCAGCGCACCCAAUGCAGCUCAGUUCGGACAGUGUGUGGAGCCGGCUGCUCAGAUAGGUUUGCAGCUUGCAAAAAGGCCUCUCACAGGUCCAACAAGAGACAGGCUGUUCGUCCAAACAGCUAAAGGCCAGGCUGUUCUCCAGCAGGUUAAAGACUUCAUGCGACAAUAUGUGCUUCCUGCUCAAGAGGCAGUUGCAGAAUACUACACCAAGCACGCUCAGUCUCCACAGAGGUGGGACACCCCCAAAGUAAUAGAGGAUCUGAAGGUAAAAGCCAAGCAGGCGGGGCUGUGGAACCUUUUCCUGCCUUCAGUCAGUGGACUCACUCAGCUGGACUACGCUUUUAUUGCAGAAGAAACAGGACGGUGCCUCUUUGCCCCAGAAGUCUUUAACUGCCAGGCCCCUGACACAGGAAAUAUGGAAGUACUCCAUAUGUUUGGCAGUGAGGAACAGAAAAAGAAAUGGCUGGAACCUCUACUGAGAGGAGAGAUCCGCUCCUGCUUCUGUAUGACAGAGCCCGACGUUGCUUCCAGUGAUGCAACCAACAUGGAGUGCACUCUUCGCAGGGAUAAAAACAGCUACAUCAUAAAUGGCAAAAAAUGGUGGAGCAGUGGUGCAGGCAACCCCCAGUGUAAAGUCGCCCUCGUCAUGUGCAGGAGCCACUCUGAGGACGUGGGCAGCCGGUCAGCAGAGGCCAGACACGGCCAGCACAGUGUGGUCCUGGUGCCAAUGGACACAGCAGGUGUGAAGCUCAUCCGACCGCUGACCGUGUUCGGACAGGACGAUGCCAUCCAUGGCGGCCACUUUGAGGUGCACUUUGAAGAUGUCCGUGUACCCGUCUCCAGCAUUAUUCUGGGAGAGGGCAGAGGAUUUGAGAUCGCUCAGGGUCGGCUGGGUCCGGGCAGGCUGCAUCACUGUAUGAGAGCUGUGGGCUUAGCCGAGUUGGCCUUAGAGCUGCUGUGCCAGCGGGCUGCUUCCAGGCACACAUUUGGAAAAAAGCUGUACCAGCAUGAAGUUGUCGCUCACUGGAUAGCUGAAUGUCGACUCAGUAUAGAGCAGACCCGCCUGUUGACCCUCUGUGCUGCACACGCUCUGGACACUCUGGGCAGUCAGGCUGCUCGCAAGCAGAUCGCUCUGAUCAAGGUGGCCGCAGCCAGGAUGGCCUGUAAGGUGGUGGACUGCUCCAUCCAGGUGCACGGAGGGGCAGGUUUGUCAGGAGACUUCCCUCUUGCACAGAUGUAUGCAUACGCACGGACUCUGCGCAUCGCUGAUGGACCAGAUGAAAAUGGAGAGAGACUCUGUAAUACACUCCACGAUCUCCUCGGCCGCCUCAGCGUGGCUCAGACAGAACAGCAUGGCUUCUGCGAUGUCCCCCCUCCUGGGGGUCAAACCCCGAAGCAUCUCUUCCAGUUUGUCCCGCUCACUGCA